CCACUACCACACCACUACCACGCCACUACCACACCACUACCACACUACUACUAGUCUACAACUACUACUACCAACUGUCCCUACAAUUAUUUGACUCAUGCUCUAUAAAUAUCACGUGUAGUCUUACCUUCUCAGUUCUAGCUCUUGCACCUCACUUGCACCUCACUUGUUACGACUCUGAUAUUACAUACUCAUAUUCGACACAACAUAAUUCCCCCAUCGAUUUGGACGAUCCUAAGCUUGCCUAGAAUGGGAGUCAUUUGCAGAAAAAGAAAAUACGCGUCGAGCAGUUCGUUCGAAGACUUCGACCCCAUCACUGGUGCAUGCUCCGUCGAGAAAUUUGCUGCAAGCAAGGAUGCCUUUCGAGUUGCGCCUACUCUGAAACUCCCAACCCCGGAGCCCUGCGAUUCGAAGAGGUGCUCGGAGAAGGUCCGAGAUAUCACAGAGAUGCUGUUUGGCGACAUCAUAGAGGCGGCAGAGACGUUUGGGAUUUCAUGCCAGACGAUAGAAGUUUAUCACAUGUGGCAACGAGGUUUGCCUCAAACGGCAAAAGAUACGAUCAUCCUCUCAACGCUUGAUAUAGACACGGCACGAUGGGAGGCAGCCGCUAACCAUAUCCUCGGCAUGGUUGAAGAGGUAGUCGUGGACAUAAAGUUUCGCGUGGAAAUCCGCAAUCCUGAUCUCAUGUAUUCUGACAUAUCUAUGCCAAUUCGAGAUGACGAAGUCUGCAAGAUACUCAAAGAGAUCGCGCCAGCCAUUAAAGCGGAAGUUGAGAGAAGUUGCCCCAACCUAUGGACCAGCAUUGCCUACCAUUCUCGGAGGCGCUAUGAUGUCCACGAUGAUCCUGGCAACGCUACGAUCAUGCUAUUCAUCGAGCCUAAGUCAGUAUCCCUAUGGGGAUUAAUCGAGGAGCGGCUUCAGGAAGCAAUCGAGUCGGUUCAGUCUGCACGCCAGUUUAACAUCUCACUCGAGAUUCUGCCUGGAUUUAAUAUCCCCGCCAUCACGCCCUCUGAACAUAUGCUUAAGGGAUCCGAUAUGUACCACGACGAAAUUCCUGCAUCCCCGGAGAAUGGCGCCUCAAUUGGGCCAAGAUUGAGUACCACGGGAUCGGGGAGCAUAGGUCCUGUCGUUUACUUCAAGGCCCACGACAAGGCAGAGAGGCAGAAGGGCAUAUUGACAUGCCAUCACGUCAUCUCUUCUGGAGAUCCACAAGGGAGACGGAAUAACGACAAGUUUGGAAUUGGCCUUGAUGGGCGCAAGACUAACCGCCGAAUCAACAUCAACUGGCCGUCACGGCAAGAUAUAGACUACACCACACAGCAACUCAAAGAGUAUAUUGCAAGCGGAAAAGAUAAGAGUAACGAGUCAGCAUCGACGCUUGCAUCUAUAACGCAGAGGUUUACGCCGACGAGCAGCAUUGGCCAUGUGGCAUAUUCAUCUGGUAUGCGUCUUAACCAAGAUCAGACUCGGAUGGACUGGGCGUUUAUCGCUUUGAUUUCCCCUGGGCCUGGUGAUGCUAUGGAGAAUAUGCUGCCACCACGGUCGGCGUUUGAUCUCCAGUUUAAAGUCCCAGAUUUUAAGGAUUAUAAGGUGGCGCCAGGAGACAGGAUGUCGAACAUACACGAGCUCAUCCCUAAAUCGUGGGUAGGGAAGAAGGGUCGAACGAGUGGAGCCACGGCUGGUAGGGUUGGGGAGAUGAAGCGCACAGUUCAAUGGCGGAAUGGAAUGGAGUCCGAAGAAUUCGAGGCCUUCAGCCAUAAAUCAGGGCGUGAAUUUGCGCAGCCAGGGGACUCAGGAUCGAUGGUGUUCGAUCUUCAGGGGGGAUGGGUUGGGAUGGUGAUUGGAAUGGAUUCUCGCGAGGAUUGCGGAUAUGUUACGUCGGCUCAUGAGCUUAUUGCGGAUAUCGAGGCGAAGACGAAGGGAAAGAUUACCCUGGGAUAGUUACUAUGGCGGCACAUCGUGCUAAGCGGUUGUGAAAGUCCGCAUAGCUGUUAUGGUUGGCUCGGGAGUUGCGCGUAGUCCGUCUGAACUGCUCAAAAUCCGUCAAAACUACGUCGUAUUUGUAUAAUUCCGU
Molecule: messenger RNA, 2074 nt
Organism: Pseudogymnoascus destructans
Lineage: Eukaryota; Fungi; Ascomycota; Leotiomycetes; Thelebolales; Thelebolaceae
Exons: 2
Coding region: 250-1941 (563 amino acids)
Source: RefSeq, a predicted model, not a curated record